Mobula hypostoma (lesser devil ray) is the source of this 9527-nucleotide messenger RNA. RefSeq names its product transcription factor TFIIIB component B'' homolog. Gene Ontology annotation, molecular function: TFIIIC-class transcription factor complex binding. Gene Ontology annotation, cellular component: transcription factor TFIIIB complex. The record is from RefSeq and is a predicted model, not a curated record. The transcript is spliced from 31 exons. The coding region runs from base 179 to 7273 and encodes 2364 amino acids. Gene Ontology annotation, biological process: RNA polymerase III preinitiation complex assembly. NCBI's taxonomy places the organism in Eukaryota, Metazoa, Chordata, Chondrichthyes, Myliobatiformes, Myliobatidae.
GCUGCUGGGAACGGGACCGGGGCCGGGGACGGGAACGGGAACGGGGUCGGGGUUGAGGUUGAGGCGGAGGCGGGCGGGCAGGCAGGCAGAAAGAAGAUGUGAGGUGGUCCGGACCGGUAGCCGGGGGAAGCUGACGUCCUCAUGCCGCCUGACAACACGUGCCGGCGCCCAUUACAGAAUGUUACGUCGCUCAAGACUCAGCAUAAGACCCAAUGUGAAACCUGGUGGAAGGGUUCCAUCACAAACUGGCAAGGGGGAUGACAAGACUCGUAUUUCAGACCAGCAGCUAAUCUCCGAAGGAAGAUCUUCCAAUGAGAAAGAAGCUACUGAAACUCCGGCUGCUGUUGGGUCACCAUUGCCCAGUGCAGGUGUUGAACAUGGAGACAGAGAUGACCCAGAUGAACAGCAGGAAAAUGUUCCACUUAACAAGAAUGAAAAAGCUGAUAAAACUGGAGAGUCUGGAGCUCAAGCAAAGCCAUUUGUGGCACUUUUGCAAAGAAGGAAACGUUUCUCUACCAUGCCCAAUUUGGUCAAGCCAAGAUCAACAUCUUUGUCUAUGCAGCAGUCGACCAACCUAACAGAAAAAUCUCCUCAGCAACAAAGUCUUUUAACUCCUGUGACCAAUGUGGUAUCAUUUCCAGAUAGUUCUGUUCCAUCGCAGAUCACCACCACUGAGAAAACACUUGCUAAAUCACCAGAAAAACGGAAGCCCUCUUCAGGACCAAAUAUUAAGCUGCCAGAAAAGAAAACCCCGAUUCCUCAAGUACCACAGUUCUCUCCUGUUAAAAACCCUCUGCACAAAGAGUCAGUUGUUGGGGUGAGUUCUGCCCGACUGCCAGUGACACGGAAAGUACUGUCUUCGCCACUGAAGGAGAGGAUAACACCGAGUGGUACACCUACAAAAGGAAUUGUACCAUCACCCAGUGUCUCCCCGGCACGGCCUAAAAAUGCAAAACUUCCAUCUGACCUCGAAAGGCUCCAGAAAGCUCGAAAAUUGCGAGAAAUGAUGAGGGAAGAGUUGAAGAGAGAGAAGAAAGCUCAUAGGGAAUCUAUUCCCAUUUGGGAAGCCAGUAACCCACCAGAACGUACCAAAAUGACAAUGAGAGACUUCAUCUACUACCUGCCUGAUACCAAUCCAAUGCUGUCUUCAUUUGAAGAAGAAAGAAGACCAUCUCCACCAAUUGUAAAUAAAGAGCCAGAAGUGGGCAGUAACAAUGCUGCAAAUAUUGAGGAAGAAGAUGAAGAAUCUGAUGAUGCAGUUUUGGGUCCACGAGUUAAAGUAGCUGAAGAUGGCUCUAUUAUUAUUGACGAAGAAAGCUUAACAGUUGAGGUUUUAAGGAUGAAGACAUCUAAUAUUGUUGAAGAAAAUGAUCCCAUUUUUGAACGUGGCUCUCAGACGACCUAUUCCAGCUUCAGAAAGAGCACCCACACAAAGCCCUGGUCCGAUAAAGAAACUGACAUGUUCUUUCUCGCGAUAAGUAUGGUUGGGACGGAUUUCUCUAUGAUUGGUCAGCUGUUCCCAAACAGAUCACGAAUUGAAAUAAAGAACAAAUUUAAACGGGAAGAAAAGUUGAAUUCAUGGAGGAUAGAUAAAGCAUUCAAAGAGAAGAAGCCACUCGAUCUGGAUGUUUUUGGAGAGCUAUUAGCCCGUGUUCUGGAGGGAGAGGCAAAAAGGAAGAAGGAAAGGAGUGGCAGGGAUAAAGGUCAAGCUCCGAGAAAAUCGGCUACCAAGCGAAACAGGAAAAGCAAGAAAUUGGAAGAGACGGAAAGUGAUCUAGAUGACCCUGAUCCAAUUGAAGUGUCUGACCAGGAGUUAGCUGAGGCUGACUCUAGCACUCUGGCAGAGGGAACUGGGGCAUCCCACGGUCUGGAAGGUGCACAGAAUAAAGAAACUGUAAAAAACACUUCAACCAAACGCAAACGAAAAUGGAAGAAAAAGGAUGCUGCAGAUGCAGUGGCAAAGGACAUUACUAAAGACGUGUCAGAGGAGGAGGGUGGUAUUCAACAGCCAAAACGUAGAGUACAGCAGCGUGAGAAAGGUAAAGGAGCCCAGAACGAUUCAGGUUCUGGUAGAAAAGACGGCGCUCAGAAGCCAGUUGGAGAAGCCGAAGAUGAAAGCCAUACGGCGGCCAAUGUUGAAGCAUCACCUGGCCAAGAAGCUUCUAAAAGCAAACAGCCUUCACAAGCCAGGACAAAGGGAAAGCCCAGCGAGGAAGAUGAAUUGUUAAGUGACUGUGAGAGUGACACAGCAUCAGCAACAACCCCCCCAGACCCAAGAGGAGAUUCUAACCAACGUCAGCUCGCUCAGCCUCAGAAAUCUAAACCCAACUUAAAACUGGUUGGAAGGAACAAAGCGGGUAGAAAAACCACUCCCAAGCCCAGGACAUCUUGUGACAGCACGGUUGAAUCCCGGGCCAAUGCUGCUCAGUCAAGCCCUGACUCUGCCCAAAUUGGGGCUGAUACGAUGGAACCCAGGGCUGACGCCACCCAAUCUAGUGCCGAUGCAAUGGAAUCUGGGGUUGAUGCUGCCCAGUCUGGAUUUGACGCCACCCAAUCUAGUGCCGAUGCAAUGGAAUCUGGGGUUGAUGCUGCCCAGUCGGAACUUGACUCUGCCCAGUCUGGAUCUGACGCCACCCAAUCUAGUGCUGACACGAUGGAAUCUGGCAUUGAUGCUGCCCAGUCAGAACUUGACUCUGCCCAAUUCACAGCCGAACUCACCCAAUCUAGUGCUGACACAAUGGAAUCUGGGGUUGAUGCUGCCCAGUCGGAGCCUGACUCUGCCCAAACUGGGGCCAACAUGAUGAAAUCCAGGGCUGACGCCACCCAAUCUAGUGCUAAUGUGACGGAAUCUGAAAUUGAUGAUGUUCUGUCCAGGGCGUAUGAUACCCAGUCAGAGGCUGAUGAUAUCCACUCCAGGGCUGCUAUGAUGGAAUCCACCAAUGUGAUGGAACCUGGGGCCAUUGCCAUCCAAUCUUGCACUGAUGUAAUGAAAUCUGGGGUGAUUACCACCCAAUCCGGGGCCGACGUGAUGGAAUCUGGGAUCAUUGUUGCCCAAUCCGCCAACAUGGUGGAGUCCAGGGGCAUUGCCACCCAAUCUAGUGCCAACGUGAUGGAGUCUGGGGCUGUCACCAACCAGUCCGAGGCUGACAUAGUGGAAGAGUCACUUUUACCGGAUCAUGAUGCUUACCCUGGAGGACGUUCUGAGAUCACAGAUGAACAGUCAGAAAAGGAUGUCAGUGGUAUAUUGAAGUCUGAAAAAGGAGCUGAUAAAGCUGAAGAGGUGUCGCCAUGUGAAGUUCAGGAUUCUGUCACUGCUCCACGAUUUGUAGAGAAACCAGGUCGAUCAGUAAGGAGCCGUUUCCAGAAGCCCAAGCCAAAUUUAGGGAGGGCAGUGAUAAGGAAAGAUGUGUCAAUGCAAGAAAGAAAAACUGCUGCACUACAAGAAAAUAAUAUUGCGACUCAAGAUAUUACGGGGCUCAGUCCAGGUCUCGCUGUUAAUAAAGAAAGUGAGGCUCACCACCAGACUGCAAGCGUUGUGGAUACAGUUCCAAUACAGCAGGGCGCAGUCCGGAAUCAAUCCAAAGGAACCAAUGAAGCAAAACUUCCAGCAUCUCUGUCAGAAUUCCAGUCUCUGGAUGCUGCAUGUUCAGACACAGUGGAAUCAAAGAGCAAAAAGGUUCCUGAUUCGAUCACCGAGCGACCGAGGAGGACUGGCAAUUUUAACAAAGAACAACAAUCGGAAAAGACAUUUCAGCAUGAUGAACAGAAUGAGCAGGAGGAGUUAAUGUUGGCUGCUGUUCAGGAAAAUAUCAUGAGCAAGCCAACCAGAUCUGGGAGGCAGCCCAAGCCUACAACAUUUUAUAACCCUUCAGCAAAUCAGCCACCGCCAGCUCCUCCAUUCUCAUCUGAGGGAGACAGUGAGGGCAAAGUCAGAUCGAGACUGGUUCGAACUCAGAAAACUAAAUCCAAAGUCAGCAAAGUGUUGGGGAAGAAGGAGGCUCAAAUUAGAACUGCUGGUAGCAGAAGCCAAGGAACAACAAAGAUGCCACUUGUUACCCUGAGAGCAUCCCAGGAGGAGGACGAUGAUGACGAAUCAGAGGUAGAACAUGAGGAGGACAUCUAUCCCAUCAACCCAGAGGAGGUCAACAAAGCACCAGCUUUUGUGCCAAUUAGCCUUAGAUCACCUGAACCUGUGCAAGCCCAAGUGGAGGAGUCGAUGGAAGAGCUUGAAAUAGCCCUUAAUGUCUCAGACAAGAACUAUACUAGAGAAGCUGAACACUCACUUCUUGAGUUACGUGAUAAACGUGAAGCCAGUCAGUCUUGCACCUUUAUUCCAGAGGAAGAUUACCGCCCAGCAACUGCUGACCAGAUUGAACUUUUUGUUGAAGUUUUUGAAGUUCCAAACGAAGGUCCAAUUCAAGAAGGGGAGAGCGGCUGUGCCGAGCUUGGUGCUGCUUUGCCAGAUACUGCAUUUACAGGUGUGAUCUGUAUGGACCAGAAGAACUUGGAGGAAGAAUCUGGCCUUGCUGGUGAAGUUCCUUCCCUGCAGAUCAUAGUGUGUAGUACUGGAAGUGUUGGUGAUAAGCCCGACAGAGCUGAUGCACAGAGUGUUCCUGCAGAGAAAGAGCUGAAGGCUGAAUUGGACUCACAAGAACUUCCUCUUCCAAAAGGAGAAUCAGCUAAAGCUGCUUCUAGUUCAUUAGUUACUGAAGAACCUGCUGGUGCACACAACAACAUAGCCAGGAGAAGGUGCAGGUUUCUGAAACCAAAACCCAAUCUCAGCAAUUCCUUCUCUAGAAGUGGAACAAAAAAGCCGUGUCCUACCACAGAGAGUGAAGAAAUGCAAAGCUUUAUAGAGCCAACUGGAGCAGCAUUCUCAAAGGAAAAACAUGAUAAUAAAGCAGAACUGAAUUGUGAUGACUUGAUGCCAGCUCAUCUGCUAACAACAGAGAGCACUGAAGAAAAUGUAAGCGUAAAUCAGAUGGCAGCUGAUGAAUCAAGUGAGAUGUCUAUAAGCAACCAGCAAGAAAAAUGUGUGAGUGAAGAUCAAGUGAGGAGAUCUCGAUAUCCAGACCAGGAGACCAAGCUUCUAAGUGAAAGGUUAAAAUUGUCAGUGUCUGAUGAGCAAAGCAAAUGUGUGGGAGAGGACGAUGGAGUGAACAGAGAAGAGCGUCAGGACAGUGGGUCUGAGCAUCUGCAUGAAAGGUUAAACUUAUUGAUAUCUGAUGAGCAAGGCAGAAGUGUGGGAGAAGCAGGAGGAGUAAAUAGAACUGAACAUAUGGAAAGUGGAUCCAGGCGUCUGACUGAGAAGCUGAGUUUGGUAACAACUGACAAGAAAGACCAGUGUGUGACAGUGAGUAAUACUGACCCCGUGGACAGCACGAUCCACAACUGUGGCAAAGAGUUAUCAACGUGUGAUGAACAAGAGGAAGGUGUGGCGGGGGAAGAACAAGUGAAUAUGACUGUGCAUCUAGGUGGAAGGAUGUCUCCAGCACAUAAUCAACCAGACAUGAGAGUUGGAAGUCAGGAUGUUGAACAAGGGAUUUCUUCAGACACAAACUGCGCACAGUCUGCAUUGACGUUUUGUCGUAUUGCUGAUCCAACACUGUCCAUGGAGGCUACAGAAACAACUGCACAGGUUUUGUGCUCUGGUUACUCCCCAAAGAUUGACGUCCAAGAAUGUCAAAGUGUGGAACAUCAAGAAGCACUGAACAUUUCAGAAGGAAACUUGGAGAACUUAAUGACAGUGGAAAGCCCAAAAGAGGAGACGAUCAUAUUAACCUUGUUUGAGAUCCCAGCCUCCUCUUUAACUGGAUACAGUGAGUCCUCUGCUUCCUACAUGCCUAUUUCAGAAAAUAGCCUCGGUUUCACUGCAUCGAAUCCACCUCUAUUGGCUGAAGGUACAGAAAUCACUGCAAGAUCUGAACUCUCAGUGGAGGCACCUGUUAUACCCAGUAUGUCUGAAUCAGUGACAGUUUCUGAUUACAGAUCUGAACUCUCAGUGGAAGCACCUACUAUACCCAGUAUGUCUGAAUCAGUGACAGUUUCUGAUUACAGAUCUGAACUCUCAGUGGAAGCACCUACUAUACCCAGUAUGUCUGAAUCAGUGACAGUUUUACAAAGUAACCCCCAGCACUGUCGCUCAAAUAUGCCAGGACUGAAUUCGGGGCAAAUGGACAGAAAAAGAAAAGCUGCCAGUUUAAUUGAUAAAAAUGAUUCUACUGAGAAGAGACCAGAGGUGAUGUCAAGUCAGGAGGUUCCUGGAGAAAAAAUUUCACAGACUGAGGAAGUUCUUCAAUCAAAUUCGGCUGCCUUAACAUCACCUGAGGAUUGCCCAGCACCUUCAGCAUCUAAUACAUUGAGUAAUUAUGAUCUUGCUCACAUGGGUAUUCCAUCAGAAUCUUCUGGCAGUUUCACAUCCACUCCUUUGGAUGUAGUAAAACCAACUCACGCAGAAAGAUCAACUCUGACAUCUGUUCCUGUAUCUGAAGAAAUGAGGAAAGCUUCACAACGAAGGAGAGGUAAACUCAUUGUGAAACCCAAUUUUUCAACCCCAAGAGCUGCACCCACUCCUGAGACUGGUCUCUCAGCUAUAAAUGCUGGGAAUAAUCAUCCUUUAAAACUUCCAAAAACCCCCAGAAAUGCACCUUCUCUACUCGAUAAAGAACAGGUACAAAGUGAAGCAGCAGGUAAUUCAUCCGUACAAGAAUUUGGUGCUGAUGAUGAUCUCCAUGGUGAAACUGAGGCACAAAAUGCACCCAGCUGUUCCUCUCCAGAGAAAUUGUCUGCAGUUCCAGAUGCGGGUGCUGUGACAGGACAAUCAGAAACAAGUGCACAAGAUACAGCUCCUAUCUCAAGUACAACUCUAACAAGACAAGGACGUAAACCUCGAGGAUUUUUAUCCUUCAUAUCAAACAAGCCUGCUGAAGGUGAAAAUGAACCAAAGCCCAAGAAGAUGAAAUUUCCGAAAGCACGUGUAAUUCUCCCACAAUUUGCUGGCAAGAGGCCCAACACACCCACCGAAGAUGUGAAACCAAGCAGCUCUCCUCCUGCAAAGAAGAAACUGUGUGAAAAGGCACCUGAGAGCCAACCCAAUGCCAAAAGUGCCCCAACUAAAGUGGUGUGUAACUCCUCACUGCAGAGUUGGCAGUCAGAGUCGUACGCAGAGGAGGCCUGCUGUACCGUGGAACAGGACACAGAGCAGGUGCCGCCAACAAGUGUGGCAGAAUAUUUCUUCAGUGACAUCUUCACGGAAGUGGAUGAACAGGAAUGAAUGUGGGGCGUGUGUAAAGCUGCUGAGUUAUUUGGUACGGGUACAUCACAAAAUAAUGUGAUUAUGUUCUUGUCUUAAUCACAACAUUGGUGUAAAGCAAUGUAUGAGCCUGCACAGGCCUGGUUGCAGAACAGAAUACUGCUGCCAAUGUAGGUACAAACUGUUGGGCAACCACUUUACAAAACUCAGAAAAUUAGCUUUUCUUGAAAAGAUAUAUCAAAGUUUUAGAUGGUAAUUUAUUGUAACCAUGUUUUUAUUCAUGGAAGUUAACUAUUUCUUUAAAUAUAUUGUAAAUUCAUUCUGCAACUAAGCAAUUGUGUACAAUACUGAAGAAGCUUUCAUUCACUGAAUGUAAUGAACUCUUGUUGUAAUAGAUAAUGUACACUGAACAUUGGCAACUUGAUUGACCUUUACCUUAAUGUAAAUUCUAUUAGAAAGGGCAUACAAGAUGUGUGCUUACUCAUUUCUGUGUAUUGUAUGAACUUCCAAUCAACAGAAGGUGUAUGGUAUCAGAUUAUUGCUUUUAAACAGGGGAACCAGAAUCUAGUCAUUCAGCUUCUCAUAUAUUUUGCCAAUGUAUUUACUGCCUGAAGAAGAGUGGAUUGAAUGGAAUAUUUUGUAGAUUUUGGUGAGUUGAAAGUGAUCAUAGUGAAGCAUAAAUAGUGGAAACCAAACCAAAAUUCUUGAUACGAAGAAAAGCAAUGACUGUAGAUAAUGUAAUUCAAAAGGAAAAAUUGUAUUACUGAAUUAGUUCAUUUACAUUUAGGCUGUAAGAUAAAAGUGUUUAAUGAGUUUUCAGAUUCUUGAGUGCAGGGAAAUGAGGUAGAGAGCAGGUACAUUUGUGAAAAAAAAAAUUAUUACAAAUGUACCUGAUUAUUACGUCUGAUUCUAAAGGUUUGUUAAACAAUUUGGGACGCAAGUCAGAAAUUUACCCUAUGAUAACUUUGAAAAGUCUUUCCUCAUUUCCAACAUUGUUGUAAUAAUGAGGAUUGUACAAAUUUGAUGAAUAUCUGAUGAUGUUUGAUUGUUUUCAUCACCCUUUGAAGAAUGUGCCUUGUACAGCUCCCACAUUCAUGCUAUCUGAUGACACACCUUUGAAACAACUUAUCAAAAUGAACAAUUGCAAGUGCAAAUGUGAAUGAACAUCUUCAUCGUCAGGCUAAUCUGAAGAUUUACUGUGACUGAGUGAAGUUUCAAGUUGCGGUGGACAGAUUUGUUUGCAUGUCAUACAUGUCAAUAGUGAAAGACAAGGUUUCUUUUUGUGAAAUUACCUGCAUUGUGUUUUCGUCAUUUGAAAGAAUUUGCACAUUUAGGCUAGGUUUUAGUUUUGGGUGAAUUGACUUUUAAAAAAAUUCCUUCCUGAGAUGCAUUUCUAUUAAAUUGUAUUAAAUAUUCUCUUUUAAGUACCAUCAUAAAACUGUGCUGUUAAUGAUAUCAUCUUUUAAUAUGGGACAUAAUCACACUUGGAGAUAAUUUACUUCUUUUUUUGUAUUUGAAUUAUUAUUUAAUAUUAUCAUGCUCAGGUGGCUUUGAUGUUUUUUGAUGACUUAAAUAUUGGAGAAAAUCAGAUAAAGAGGUCUUAUGAAUGAAUGAAAGGUGAACUUGUUAGCUGGCCCAGCUGUGCUCCAGGUUGCAAUGUGUAAACAUUUGAAAGAGACUGUCAGAAGUUCAGAGGUUAGGAAGAAACGUAUUAUCCAACAAUGUGUGCCAUAGUUCAAUCUCCAGUUCUGGUUAUAAGUAAAGUACAUUGAGAGAUAGUAACUGGUGGACUUCAUCCAAUUACAGUGAGACAAAUGAUUCCUGAACCUUGACCACUUUGUCUUCAACUUCUGACAACAGUUUCUGGACAAAGUGAUUUUGUGGACCACAGGAAAUCUCUGGUGAAUGAAGAUUGUUAAUUGGGCACAGUGUUGAAUAGCAGCGACAAGGCACCAGGUUGAAACUUCAAAAGCAGAAAAUAAACCUAAUUAUGCAAAUCGUAUUGUUAUGCCCUUAUGCCGAACUGGACUUUUACAUUUACCUUGCCCUUGGUUAAACAGUUGGGUCAGGUCAGUGACACAGCCUAAUGAUCCACAUCUGUAACUUACUGCUCUGCUCUCUGCUUGCUCUUCACUGGGUUGCAAAUAGGUACGUGAUCACUUAGUGGAUGACCAACUCAUGUCAUUUCAGCAUCUUCCUUGUUUGGAAGGAGUGUUACAGUACUAUUGUACAGACAGAUCUAUCUGUGGUCUGCUUGUAAAUUCUGUAAAUAAAA